ACUCUCAAUACCUCUCAUCUCCACAUCAACUCUUCUUCUCUUAAUUAAUCUCUAAUUAUACUUAACCACUUAAGUGUAAUAUAAUUAAGAGAUGGCUUCCAAAACUUGUUCCUCCCUUGCAAUUUUCCUCACAAUAAACCUCCUCUUUUUCUCCCUUGUUUCAGCUUGUGGCUCCUACUCAUGCAACCCUACUCCAAAACCAACUCCAAAACCAAAGCCAAACCCAACUCCUAACCCUACCCCUUCAAGUGGAACAUGCCCACGUGAUGCUCUUAAGCUCGGUGUAUGUGCCAAUGUCCUAAAUGGAUUGUUGAAUCUAACAUUGGGACAACCGCCAGUGAAACCAUGUUGCACCCUUCUUGAUGGCCUUGUUGAUCUUGAGGCUGCAGUGUGUCUUUGCACUGCCCUUAAAGCCAACGUUUUGGGCAUUCAUCUUAACCUUCCCAUCUCACUUAGCUUGCUUCUCAAUGUUUGCUCAAAGAAAGUUCCACGUGGUUUCCAGUGUGCCUAAAUAAAAUCAUGUACUAAUGUAUUUUGUGUUAUUUGUGGUUUUUGUUGGUUUUUGGAAUUGGAUUUAUGAGUGUUUGAUUCUUGUAUACGUGCAUGGAUGAUUAUUAACGACUCGUUAUGAUCCUUCCACUCACUAUUUUGUUUUGUAUUGUGACAGUGCUAUUAUUACAAUAAAUAAAUUUCAUAUGUUUGCUUAUAUGUAAAUCGAAUGGAAUCAAAUAUUGUGAGGUGGAGUAAUUUAUUUGAUUGGAAAAUUAAUUAUAGAUACAUAUUUGUUUGUUAAA
This is a messenger RNA of Vicia villosa (hairy vetch), 794 nucleotides long. RefSeq names its product 14 kDa proline-rich protein DC2.15. The transcript has a single exon. The coding region runs from base 92 to 511 and encodes 139 amino acids. Lineage: Eukaryota; Viridiplantae; Streptophyta; Magnoliopsida; Fabales; Fabaceae. The record is from RefSeq and is a predicted model, not a curated record.